Molecule: messenger RNA, 1708 nt
Organism: Octopus bimaculoides (California two-spot octopus)
Lineage: Eukaryota; Metazoa; Mollusca; Cephalopoda; Octopoda; Octopodidae
Source: RefSeq, a predicted model, not a curated record
GCAUACUUUCAAGUCUACUGAUCCGUAAAUUCAGCUGCCGGAAAACUUUGUUCGUCGGUGGCAGUCUACAAGCGCUCGGUUUCAUUGGGUCAUAUAUUGUAACAGACAACAAGUUAUUGUUAUUGACUCUCGGUCUUAUUGCAGGUACUGGAUGCGGUGUCUGUUAUACAGCUGCCAUGGUUGUUAUUAGUUACCAUUUUGAUCGCUAUUUGGGACUAGCAUCUGGGAUUGCUAUCAGCGCACAAGGAUUUGGGACAAUGAUGAUAAACGUUAUUGAAACUACUGUGAAUUACUACGGGUUGCGUAACUUUUACUUACUCUUAGCUGGGUAUGUCCUUCAAAAUAUUGUUUUUGGAGCUCUUUUACGGACGUCUGUGCACGAACAAAACCAUAGUAAAAAAGUUAAAGACGUCUCAAUACUGACUGGCAAAAACAACAUCGUUUACAAAUCGGAUGAAUCAGUCAACGAAAUAAAAUCAAAAUCUGAGAAUUUAACCAUCCCCUCCAGUGACCCCCCACAGAAUCCAGACGGACUGUAUCAACAUGAGAUUCAAUAUGACUGCGAAGAAAUCAACACUAAAACUAAGCAAUCUUACCAAGAAAGCUUGGGUAAAAACAGCAUUGAUAAAACUAAUGGUAAAUUAGACCAACCCUCAGAAGAUCCAAACAAAGAAAAAUCUACUGUUGAAAUUAAAAUGAAAGACAAUUUCGACUCGCAGCACUUGCAAUCUUUAGAAGCCCUAGACAUAGAUGUAAAUGGGCAACCAAGCAACACAUUCACUAAAGAAAAUCAUUUACAGAAAUCAACUAUAGUUAGCGACUGCAACGAAAAAGAAACCUGUUUCGGAAAAUAUGUGGAAAUUCUGAAGAAUUUCAGGUUUAUAAUAUUCAUUCUAUUCAUCUUUCUUUUCUCAUGCGCCGAAAGUAUCUUUUAUAUUCUGCUUCCAUCUAACUUCAUGGAAAACGGAUCGACAAAAGCACAAGUCGCGCAAAUAUUCUCUUUCAUUGGAAUCAUUUCUGCAUUUAGCCGGUUUCUAACCGGAUUAAUUCUGAACAAAAACAUUUUAUCACUCACUGUUCUAUUCUCGAUGCCAUCAUUUUUGCUUGCAAUCUGUAGUUACUUCGUGCCUUAUUUCAUCCAUAUAUAUUGGGGCCAGCUUAUAUACUGUCUUUUGUUUGGUACGUUCAAUUUCACUAUUUAUGCACUUAUUAAUAGAAUAUGUAUCGAGAUUGCCGGUGUACAAGGAACUGCUGAAGCUAUUGGCAUUAUCAUGUUAGCAUGGGGCAUAGGUUCCUUAACUGGAUCACCUGUCACAGGUAAAUAUUUAAUUGUACAUAUUUUUGUUUUGAAUUAGUUUAUUGUUAUUUUUAUGUUUCAGCCAAAGGAGGAACGGUAGCACAUAUGACCCUUUUAGAAAUCUCGAAACUGGAGGAAGAAAGAGCGUAAGUUAUCUUUAAACAGAAAACCCAGACUAAAUUCUAGCUACAAAGUGUUCUUUGUUAAGGGUAACGAAGGACCAAGUUGUUGUGUUAAACCAGGCCAUAGAUUGACUCUACUAUCCAAAAGUGAAACGGUGACUACGACGAACUUCCACACAAGUUUUAGCUGUUGCUGUUGUAGAUAUUACUGUGGUCAUCAGUAUUGUAAUUGUUAUUAAUGUUGUCUUUGUUGAUAUUUUCGUUGUAAUAGUUGCUAUUACUAUAUACG